Medicago truncatula (barrel medic) is the source of this 303-nucleotide messenger RNA. Its product is annotated as protein GL2-INTERACTING REPRESSOR 1. The record is from RefSeq and is a predicted model, not a curated record. The transcript has a single exon. Lineage: Eukaryota; Viridiplantae; Streptophyta; Magnoliopsida; Fabales; Fabaceae. The coding region runs from base 1 to 303 and encodes 100 amino acids.
AUGAGUAGAAGAAACGGAAGUGGGCCAAAGCUAGAUUUGAAGCUGAAUUUGUCACCACCAAGGGUGAACAGAAGAAUGGAAUCAUCACCAACACGAUCAGCGUCGGUGUCGCCGCCGAGUUCAUGUGUUUCAUCUGAGAAUGGAUCAAGCAGCCCUGAAGCAACCUCCAUGCUGUUAGUAGGUUGUCCUCGUUGUCUCAUGUAUGUGAUGCUCUCUGAGAAUGAUCCAAAAUGUCCAAAAUGUCACAGCACCGUUUUGCUUGAUUUUCUCAACGCUGAGAACAACAACAAUAAGAAGAGUUAG